UAAUCGUCGAUGGCGCUGCCGCUGCUGUUGCCUCUUCCUCAGUCGUACACGCUCUCUCUUUUGACGCCCCCUGAAUGGGGGGCCGUAGGUAGCGCCCGUCGCCUCGCAUUCAGUUGCUCACUGAUCCGUUUGCCUGGCAGACGUCGCAAUUCACGGACGUAGGCGGUCCCGUUCGAUUAAUAACUGCUCGAUUCCCAUUAAUUCUCGGGCCACUGCUCCAUUAGAAUAUUGUGACGCGCGACGCAUCGAUAAAUAUACACAAAUAUAUAACAUAUAUAGUACAAAACGAAGCGAGAUGAGUCUACAAUCGAUCAAAUACACUCGGGGCAGCCUGGAGAUACUGGACCAGCUGCUGCUGCCGGUGCAGUCCAAGUACCUGCCCGUCCGCGGUGUGGAGGACGGCUGGAAGGUCAUCAACAAGAUGCAGGUGCGAGGAGCCCCCGCCAUUGCCAUUGUGGGUUGCCUGUCGCUGGCCGUCGAGAUCCAUCCGGAGGAGUUCGACAGCAAGAAAUCGCUGCGGCAGGAGCUCGAGGGGAAGCUGAACUAUUUGGUUUCGGCCCGGCCGACGGCAGUCAACAUGAAAAUGGCCGCCGACGAACUACUUUCGCUGGCCAAUGACCUGACCAAGGAUGACAACGUCGACGUGGCGGCCAUGAAGCAAAGAUUCCUGAAUGCCACCGAGGCGAUGCUCAAGAAAGACAUUGCCGAUAAUCGCGCGAUCGGUGCCCACGGGGCCAAGGCCAUUCUCCAGCUUGUGGCUGCUGCGGCCGGAGCCCCGAUGUCCGGUCCAGUGCGUGUUCUUACCCACUGCAACACGGGAUCACUGGCCACAGCGGGCUACGGCACGGCUCUGGGCGUUGUACGUCAGCUGAGUGAGCUAGGAAAGUUGGAGCACGUAUACUGCACAGAGACACGGCCGUACAACCAAGGUGCUCGGCUUACCGCCUAUGAGCUGGUGCACGAGAAAUUCCCCGCCACCCUGGUGCUGGACAGCAUGGUGGCGGCCCUGCUGCGAGCCAAGAAUGUGGCAGCCGUCGUUGUGGGAGCGGAUCGCGUAGCGGCUAAUGGCGACACGGCCAACAAGAUCGGAACCUACCAGAUUGCGGUGGUGGCCAAGCAUCACGGUGUCCCCUUUUUUGUGGCCGCCCCCCUGACCUCCAUCGAUUUGCAUAUACCCAGCGGCGACCACAUCAUCAUCGAGGAACGGCCCGAUCGGGAAAUGACCCAUGUGGGCGAGCAUCGGAUCGCCGCACCGGGCAUCAACUGCUGGAACCCCGCCUUCGAUGUGACGCCCGCCUCCCUGAUCACGGGCAUCAUCACGGAACGUGGCGUCUUCCAGCCGGCGCAACUGAAAGAGACGAUAACCAAGCUGCUUGAAACAUAA
This is a messenger RNA of Drosophila pseudoobscura, 1384 nucleotides long. Its product is annotated as methylthioribose-1-phosphate isomerase. Gene Ontology annotation, molecular function: S-methyl-5-thioribose-1-phosphate isomerase activity. The record is from RefSeq and is a predicted model, not a curated record. NCBI's taxonomy places the organism in Eukaryota, Metazoa, Arthropoda, Insecta, Diptera, Drosophilidae. The transcript is spliced from 6 exons. The coding region runs from base 296 to 1384 and encodes 362 amino acids.